AUCUCACUUGCUAUCUGUUGCUACUUUCACAUCCCGAACCAAAAAUCUCAUAUGCUGAAGAGUUCCAAAAAUUGACUUCCGGUUAAACAGGGAAAAAAUGUCGAUUCUGACUGGAGACGAAGUAAAGAAUGAAAUCGAGGGGCAUCAGGAAGUAGAGAGUAAUGAGGUGGAGGGUGAGGAAGUGAACUCCGAGUUAGACAAGUACUGGAAAGCUGUGAGGGACAACCCAGGGGAUUUCACAGGCUGGACUUACCUCCUCCAGUAUGUGGAACAAGAGAAAAAACUGGAUCAAGCCAGAAAAGCAUAUGAUGCAUUCUUUGAGCAUUACCCAUACUGUUAUGGCUACUGGAAAAAAUAUGCUGAUAUGGAAAAAAAACAAUCAGGACCAGAGAAGGCAAUGGAGGUAUUUGAGAGAGGUACACAAGCAAUUUCCUUGAGCGUAGAACUUUGGUUACAUUACAUAAACUUCUACACAGAAGAGUAUGGGAAACUAGAGAAUGGAGAGGAAGGAAUUAGAGGAAUCUAUGAGAAAGCUGUAGCAGCAUGUGGUAAGGAUUUCCGAUCAGACAAACUCUGGGACACGUACAUAUCCUGGGAGGAAAACCUGAUCAGUAAAACAGCCCUCUAUGACAGAGUCUUACAGAUCCCAACACAGCUCUACAGUCAUCAUUUUGAAAAUUUUAAACAUCAUGUCUUGUCCCAUCACCCAAAAGAAAUCCUUACCCUGGACAACUUUCUCCAGCUCAGGAAGGAGGUCGUGGUGGGGACGUCCGAGUUAAAUCCAGAGGAGGAGGCUGCCGGGGAUGAUGGGCCUCCAGGGGUGAUAGGACCACCUGGGGAGGAUGCACCACCAGGCAUGGAAGUGGAGGGAGAUAAA
This is a messenger RNA of Saccostrea cuccullata (small rock oyster), 877 nucleotides long. Its product is annotated as pre-mRNA-processing factor 39-like. Gene Ontology annotation, molecular function: pre-mRNA 5'-splice site binding; protein binding. Gene Ontology annotation, cellular component: commitment complex; U2-type prespliceosome; U1 snRNP. The record is from RefSeq and is a predicted model, not a curated record. The annotation marks the transcript as partial. Lineage: Eukaryota; Metazoa; Mollusca; Bivalvia; Ostreida; Ostreidae. Gene Ontology annotation, biological process: mRNA 5'-splice site recognition; RNA processing. The transcript has 6 exons.